AUGGCCGCAAGGGGUGCUGGGACGGCAAUGGAGGCGCCGGAGACGGAGCACGACUGCCUGGUCCUAAGGCGAUGUGCCUACUUUGUGGAGAGAAAGAAGCGUUUCUGCAAGAUGAUCCCCGCUCCUGGGAGACGCUUUUGCGGAGAGCAUGGGCAGCAGGAGGAAGAAAAUGACAGAAAAAGAAUUCCAUGUCCUCUUGAUCCAAAACACACUGUAUAUGAAGACCAACUACAAAAACAUUUAAAAAAAUGUAAUUCAAGAGAGAAGCCAAAGCCAGUCUACUUUGUUCAAGAUAUUAAUGCAGGUUUCAAAGAUGUAGCAGAAAUACCAGAAAAACAAGUACCUAUCUCUUCUCUAUCCAGAGAAGAGCUGGAGGACUUAAUUAUGAAGUUGAAAAAAGCAAGUAACGGCCUGGAACUUCACCUUAAGGAACAAAUACUGUCCCACCAGGCUUUACAAGAAGCCUUAAAUGACCCAAAGAAUGGGGAAUCCGCUUUCAAACACUUGAAACAACAGGCUUCUAUUUUAGGUAACAUGGAAAAAUUACAUUUACUUGGUCCGGGAAGAUGUUUUGUUGAGUUUGGAGCUGGGCGAGGAAAGCUGUCUCAUUGGGUUGAUGUUGCCUUACAGAAUGUUGAAAACGUUCAGUUUUUGCUUGUGGAAAGGGCAACUACACGAUUCAAGGUGGAUGGAAAACAUAAAAGGAGAGAUUCUAUAUUUGAAAGGCUUCAAGUUGAUAUUCAACACUUAUGUUUAAAGAAGGUACCUAUUUUGGAGAAGAAAAAACUACCAGUGGUAGGAAUUGGGAAGCACUUGUGUGGUGCUGCAACAGAUCUUGCUUUGAGAUGCUUGGUUGAAAGUUAUACAACUUGCUGUGAUGGAGAACAUGAAGAGCCUGCACUAAAACGUUCUAGGACUGAUAAGACAGAGGUGGCUUCAAUCAAUGCUGCUGAUAAUGAAGGCACCAAAGAAGACUGUAAACCUGUAGCUGGAAUUGUUAUUGCAUUGUGCUGCCAUCACAAAUGUGACUGGACACAUUAUGUAGGCAAAGACUUCUUUAAAUCAGUAGGACUUGGACCAGUAGAAUUUAAUUAUUUUCAGAGAAUGAGUAGCUGGGCCACUUGUGGCAUGCAAGAAACCACAACCAAAGUCUCUACAAGUGAAGAAAGUGAAGAUCAAACUAAUGACACAGAAGAACAUGAGCAAACCUUCAGCAAAACAGAGAGUGGUUCUGAUACUGUACAAGGGAUACUUACUGUUGAAGAACGAAAGGAGAUAGGUUGCCUCUGUAAACUGCUGAUUGAUCAUGGACGGGUUGAAUAUUUACAACAACGAGGAUACAAGGCUGCACUACAGUAUUAUACAGAGUCUGCUGUGUCCUUGGAGAAUGUCCUCUUGACAGCUGUUCCAAGUCCAUCUUUGAUACCAGAGCCAGCUAAAUAACAGGAGAUAGAUUUGGAAUUGGUAGGA
Molecule: messenger RNA, 1470 nt
Organism: Balearica regulorum gibbericeps (East African grey crowned-crane)
Lineage: Eukaryota; Metazoa; Chordata; Aves; Gruiformes; Gruidae
Gene: TRMT13
Product: tRNA methyltransferase 13
Biological process (GO): tRNA methylation
Source: RefSeq, a predicted model, not a curated record